Penicillium paradoxum is the source of this 1455-nucleotide messenger RNA. RefSeq lists its product as uncharacterized. Bases 1 to 1455 code for a protein of 484 amino acids. The transcript has 9 exons. Gene Ontology annotation, cellular component: cytoplasm; nucleus. The record is from RefSeq and is a predicted model, not a curated record. NCBI's taxonomy places the organism in Eukaryota, Fungi, Ascomycota, Eurotiomycetes, Eurotiales, Aspergillaceae. Gene Ontology annotation, molecular function: mRNA binding.
AUGUCUGACCUCAUACAGCGUGAGAGGUCUCGCUCGCCCCGUCGCCGUUCUCGCAGUCCUCCCCGACGUACCCGUCGUUCGUACUCCCCCCGCAGCCGUUCUCGCAGCCGUGAGCGUGACGAAUACCGCCGUACCGAACGCCGUUCCCGAUCCCCAUUGAGUGCAUCUGGAGCAGCUGCCCCUUCAGGCUCUCCCUUCGGUGGACGCAGUGGAUACCCUCCGGCCCGAUUCGAGGACCGCACCGUUGCCAAAGAAAAUAUGAUGCAGACAGUUCGCGAUUCGUCCCAGCAAGACCGCCGAGUCUAUGUGGGCAACCUUUCCUACGAUGUUAAGUGGCAUCACCUUAAAGAUUUUAUGAGACAGGCUGGAGAAGUUCUCUUUGCCGAUGUGUUGCUUCUUCCAAAUGGAAUGUCGAAGGGAUGCGGGAUUGUGGAAUACGCGACUAGAGAGCAAGCACAGAACGCUGUGAAUACGCUUAGCAAUCAGAGCUUGAUGGGUCGACUUGUUUAUGUUCGUGAGGACCGCGAAUCCGAGCCUCGUUUCGUUGGAGGUCCCCCACGGGGCGACUUCGGCCCUGGUGCCCGAGGUGGAUUUGGUGGUGGUGGCUUCGGAGGUCCCCCAGGUGGUGGUGGCCGACAGAUUUAUGUCUCAAACCUUCCGUUCAAUGUCGGCUGGCAAGAUCUGAAGGAUUUGUUCCGUCAAGCUGCCCAGCAAGGUGCUGUCAUCCGUGCCGAUGUGCACACCGAUCCUAGCGGACGCCCCAAGGGCUCUGGAAUUGUUGCCUUCGAGUCCCCCGACGAUGCUCGCAAUGCCAUUGCCCAGUUCAAUGGAUACGAUUGGCAGGGUCGCGCUAUUGAGGUUCGUGAAGAUCGAUUUGCGGGUGGUGGUCCUGGCUUCGGUGGUCGUGGCGGCUUCGGAGGUGCUUUUGGUGGCCGUGGCGGUUUCGGCGGUCCUAUGGGCCGUGGAGGCUUCGGUGGUGGUCGCGGUGGCUUCGGCGGUGGCUUCGGCGGUCGUGGUGGCUUCGGCGGCCCCCCUGGCGGUCACGGCGGCUUCGCUGGUGGAUUUGAGCAAGGACCUCCUGUCCCUUCGGGUCCCCCGAACCCUUUCACCGAUUACGCCACUUCCAACGGCGAUAAGAGUGCUAUUAUUUAUGUUCGCAACCUGCCCUGGUCUACUUGUAACGAGGACUUGGUUGAUCUGUUCUCUACCAUCGGCAAGGUCGAUCGCGCUGAGAUCCAGUACGAGCCCAAUGGCCGCUCCCGCGGUACCGGCGUCGUCCAGUUCGACACUGCUGACACUGCUGAAACCGGCAUUGCCAAGUUCUCCGGUUACCAGUACGGUGGUCGUCCUCUGGGCAUCACCUUUGUCAAGUACAUGCACGCCGGCCCCUCUGGUCAUGAGGAAAUGGAAGGCCAAGAGCCAACCGGUGGUCUGACUCAAGACCAGAUUAUGUAA